Molecule: messenger RNA, 2463 nt
Organism: Pipistrellus nathusii (Nathusius's pipistrelle)
Lineage: Eukaryota; Metazoa; Chordata; Mammalia; Chiroptera; Vespertilionidae
Source: the annotation of a GenBank genome assembly
AUGAACACGGCCGACAAGGACCGGGUGCGGCCCGCGGCCGACGGGCCUGCGCCGCCCGAGGAGGAGGAGGAGGAGGGGGGCGAGGCGGGCGGGAGGGAGCCGGCGGCGGACGCGACCCCCGGGCCCAGCGACGCGUUCCGCCUCCUGGCCGCCCGGCGGGAGCCGGCCGUGAAGCUGCAGCACCCGGUGAGCGGCCUGGAGCCGCUGGCCUGGUCCGAGGACCACCGCGUGUCCGUGUCCACGGCCCGCAGCAUCGCGGUCCUGGAGCUCAUCUGCGACGUGCACAACCCGGGCCAGGACCUGGUCAUCCACCGCACCUCCGUGCCCGCCCCUCUCAGCAGCUGCCUCCUCAAAGUUGGCUCAAAAGCAGAAGUUGCCCAGUGUAAAGAGAAAUUUGCCAGCUCUGCUGACCCCGCCAUCAGCCAGACCUUCAUGCUAGACAGGGCGUUCAACCCAGAGGGGAAGGCUUUGCCCCCACUGAGAGGGUUCAAGUACACCAGCUGGUCCCCCAUGGGCUGCGAUGCUAACGGCAGGUGCAUCUUGGCGGCUCUGACCAUGGACAAUCGCCUGACCAUCCAGGCUAACCUCAACAGACUGCAGUGGGUCCAGCUGGUCGACCUGACUGAGAUUUACGGAGACCGUCUCUUUGAGACCAGUUACAGGUUCUCUAAGAGCGAGGCCCCGGGAGGGAACCUGGCGGACUUUGCCGAGUUCCAGAGGAGGCACAGCAUGCAGACCCCGGUGCGCAUGGAGUGGUCCGGCAUCUGCACCACGCAGCAGGUCAAGCACAACAACGAGUGCCGGGACGUGGGCAGCGUGCUGCUGGCCGUCCUCUUUGAGAACGGCAACAUCGCCGUGUGGCAGUUCCAGCUGCCUUUCGUGGGCAAGGAGUCCAUCUCCUCCUGCAACACCAUCGAGUCGGGAAUCACCUCUCCCAGCGUCUUGUUCUGGUGGGAAUACGAGCACAAUAACCGGAAGAUGAGCGGCCUCAUUGUGGGGAGCGCCUUCGGGCCUGUGAAAAUCCUCCCCGUCAACCUCAAGGCCAUUAAAGGCUAUUUCACGCUGAGGCAGCCCGUCGUCCUGUGGAAGGAGAUGGACCAGUUGCCCGUGCACAGCAUCAAGUGUGUCCCGCUCUACCACCCUUACCAGAAGUGCAGCUGCAGCUUGGUGGUGGCCGCCAGAGGGCCCUACGUGUUCUGGUGUCUCCUCCUCAUCUCCAAAGCAGGUCUGAACGUCCACAACUCCCACGUCACGGGCCUCCACUCCCUGCCGAUCGUCUCCAUGACAGCAGACAAGCAGAACGGGACAGUGUACACUUGCUCCAGUGACGGCAAGGUGAGGCAGCUGAUUCCCAUUUUCACUGACGUCGCCUUGAAGUUUGAACACCAGCUGAUUAAGCUGUCAGAGGUGUUCGGCUCCGUGAGGACACACGGGAUAGCGGUGAGCCCGUGCGGGGCGUACCUGGCCAUCAUUACGACCGAGGGCAUGGUCAACGGCCUCCACCCCGUGAACAAAAACUACCAGGUCCAGUUUGUUGCUCUCAAAACUUUUGAAGAGGCAGCUGCUCAGCUCCUAGAAUCUUCGGUUCAGAACCUCUUUAAACAGGUAGACUUACUAGACCUCGUACGCUGGAAGAUUCUGAAAGAUAAAUACAUCCCUCCGUUUUUACACGAAGCUUUGGAAAAAAAGAUCGAGAGCAGCGGGGCCACCUACUUUUGGCGUUUCAAACUUUUCCUCCUGAGGAUUCUGUAUCAGUCGAUGCAGAAAACCCCUUCCGAAGCCUUGUGGCAGCCCACCAAGGAGGACUCCAAGAUCUUACUGGUCGACUCCCCUGGCAUGGGCCCCGCCGAGGACGAGCAAGAAGAAGGCACGUCCUCCAGGCCGGCGACUAAGCAGGGCCUCCAGGAGAAGAGCAAAGAGGGGGACCCGGACGACCCGGCGGAUGACUCACUCACCCAGGCUGGGGACGCCGGAGGCCACGAGCCGAUGGAGGAGAAGCUGCUGGAGAUCCAGGGGAAGAUCGAAGCUGUGGAGAUGCACUUGACCAGGGAGCACAUGAAGCGGGUCUUGGGGGAAGUGUACCUGCACACCUGGAUCACGGAGAACACCAGCGUGCCCACCAGGGGGCUCUGCGACUUCCUCAUGUCCGAUGAGGAGUAUGACGACCGCACAGCGCGGGUGCUGAUCGGCCACAUCUCCAAGAAGAUGAACAAGCAGACGUUCCCCGAGCACUGCAGCCUGUGCAAGGAGAUCCUGCCCUUCACGGACCGCAAGCAGGCCGUCUGCUCCAACGGCCACAUCUGGCUCCGGUGCUUUUUAACCUACCAGUCCUGCCAGAGCCUGAUAUACAGAAGGUGUUUGCUCCACGACAGCAUUGCCCGCCACCCGACUCCGGAAGAUCCUGACUGGAUCAAGAGGCUGCUGCAGAGCCCCUGCCCGUUCUGCGACUCUCCCGUCUUCUGA